Molecule: messenger RNA, 1479 nt
Organism: Beauveria bassiana ARSEF 2860
Lineage: Eukaryota; Fungi; Ascomycota; Sordariomycetes; Hypocreales; Cordycipitaceae
Product: thiol-specific monooxygenase
Exons: 3
Coding region: 1-1479 (492 amino acids)
Molecular function (GO): NADP binding; flavin adenine dinucleotide binding; N,N-dimethylaniline monooxygenase activity
Source: RefSeq, a predicted model, not a curated record
AUGGAUGUGAAAUCCAUUGCCAUCAUCGGCGCCGGUUCCGCCGGUCUCGCCGCCGCCAAAUAUCUCCUCGCCGAGAACAAGUUCUCCCGGAUUGUCAUUUACGAGCAGCGCGCCUCGACGGGUGGCGUCUGGAACACAAACUCGCUCCAGCAAGAACCAGGCUUUUCCAUUCCGCGCGCUUCGCCGUCCUCGGCGCACGAGUAUGCCGUCGUAGUAGAGCGUGAUUCCCGCGACGGGCACGCCGCCGCCGACGCCCGCGUGGCACUCGUCUCGCCCGUCUACGACGAUUUAGAGACCAACAUCCCGCACACCCUCAUGCGCUACACGGACCUUGCCUUCCCGGCGGGCACGCCGCUGUUUCCGGCACACGAGACGGUGCUGGCCUACCUGCGGCGGUACGGCCAGGACGUGGAGCACCUGGCGACCUUUGCGACGCAGGUCCGCGACGUGCGCAAGACGGUCGCCGCCGACGACGGGACGAGCGCCUGGAGGGUCGAGGUGCAGGAUAUCAAAUCCGGCGCCGUGUCUGCCGAGCGCUUCGACGCCGUCGUCGUCGCGAGCGGCCACUACAGCGACCCCUUUGUGCCUGACGUGCCCGGCAUCGCCGCGUUUGAGGCCGCGCACCCGGGCGCCAUUGUGCACUCGAAAUUCUACCGGCGACCAGCGCAAUUCACCGGCAAGAAAGUCCUCGUCGUCGGCAACUCCGCCUCCGGCAUCGACAUUAGUCGCCAAAUCGCCACCACUGCCCAGCUUCCCGUGCUCAUCUCCGAAAAGGACGCUCCCGGCACCGACAAUUCCUUGCCCGCCCCCACGACCUGGUCCCGUCACGUCGGCCAGGUCGCCUCCCUACUCCCCGCCACGCGCUCCGUGCGCUUCACCUCGGGCCACGUCGAAAGCAGCAUUGACUCUGUCGUCUUUUGCACCGGCUACCACUACUCCUUUCCUUUUCUUUCCUCCCUCGCCCCCACCGUCCUCGCGCCCGACGGCACCUACGCGGACCACCUGUGGGAGCACAUGCUGUACGUUGCGGACCCGACGCUCGCCUUUCUCGCGGUGCCCAAGCGCGUGGUGCCGUUUCCGCUCGCCGAGGCCCAAGUAGCCGUCAUUGCGCGGCUCUGGGCCGGGAGGCUCACUGUGCCGCCAAAAGAGGAGCGCGAGGCGUGGGUGAGGCGGCGCCGGGAAGAGACGGCGCCGGGUGCGCGCCAUACGCUCGCGUACCCACAGGACGCCGAUUACAUUAAUCGGCUGCAUGCGCUGAGCAAAGGGGCGAGACCGCCCCGCGGGCUGGAGAGGGAGGGCGCGGGCAAGGAGCCGCCGUUUUGGGACGAGGAGACGAGCUGGGUGCGGUCGCAAAUCUUUGCCAUCAAGCUGGCGAGUCGCGAGUUGGGCGAGCGCCGAAAAGAGUGCAAGACGCUCGCGGAUCUCGGAUUUGACUUUCAUGCAGCGAAACAAAGUGGUACAAGUAUAGAAUCAACAUAG